This is a messenger RNA of Wasmannia auropunctata (little fire ant), 5898 nucleotides long. RefSeq names its product aryl hydrocarbon receptor protein 1 (gene ss). The transcript is spliced from 10 exons. Gene Ontology annotation, biological process: regulation of transcription by RNA polymerase II. Gene Ontology annotation, cellular component: aryl hydrocarbon receptor complex; nucleus. Gene Ontology annotation, molecular function: transcription cis-regulatory region binding; nuclear receptor activity; protein dimerization activity. The record is from RefSeq and is a predicted model, not a curated record. The coding region runs from base 16 to 2736 and encodes 906 amino acids. Lineage: Eukaryota; Metazoa; Arthropoda; Insecta; Hymenoptera; Formicidae.
AACAACCCCGUCGCCAUGAGCCAGCUGGGGACCGUCUACGCCACCAAGAGACGGCGUCGGAACGGAAAGAGCUUAAAACCACCACAGAAAGACGGGGUGACGAAGUCGAAUCCCAGCAAGCGGCAUCGAGAGCGAUUAAACGCCGAGCUGGAUACGCUCGCGUCAUUACUUCCCUUCGAGCAAAAUAUCCUCAGCAAGCUGGACCGACUGAGCAUCCUCAGACUCAGCGUAAGCUACCUCCGCACCAAGAGCUACUUUCAAGUGGUGAUGCACAAGGAUAAGGAGGAGAAUUCGCACCACGACUCGCAUUACAGGGCGAGAGAGCUGGCAGCGCUCGCUGCUUACGACCAUCAUCACCUCGACGGCGAAAUGUUCCUACAGGCACUGAACGGGUUCCUGCUAAUAUUGACUUGCGACGGGGAAGUGUUUUUCGCUACCCAUAGCAUAGAGAGUUAUCUUGGCUUCCAUCAGUCUGACAUUGUCCACCAGAGUGUCUACGAACUGGUGCAUAGCGAGGACCGGGAGGAAUUGCAGCGGCAAUUAAUGUGGAAUUCUUUCCUGCCCGCCGAAAGUACAAGUCUGCCGUUGCACGACGCGCUCUCGCCCCAGCAUUGUCAUCUGCUCGAACGUAGCUUCACGGUUCGCUUCCGUUGUCUUCUCGACAAUACGUCCGGCUUUCUGCGUCUCGACAUCAGGGGCCGAGUCAAAGUACUUCACGGCCAGAACCGAAAGACGGAAGAGCCACCGCUGGCCCUGUUCGCCCUGUGCACACCGUUCGGGCCGCCUUCGCUCCUCGAGGUGCCGCAGAAGGAAGUAAUGUUUAAGAGCAAGCACAAGUUGGAUCUCGCGCUCGUGACGAUGGAUCAGAAAGGAAAGAUGCUCCUAGGCUAUUCCGAUGCGGAAUUAACGAAUCUCGGUGGCUACGAUCUAGUCCAUUACGACGACCUGGCCUACGUUGCUAGCGCGCAUCAAGAAUUACUGAAAACCGGUGCAUCGGGUAUGAUAGCCUACAGAUUUCAAACGAAGGACGGCGGCUGGCAGUGGCUGCAGACUAGCUCCAGACUGGUCUACAAAAACUCGAAACCAGACUUCGUGCUCAGUACUCAUCGUCCUCUCAUGGAGGAGGAAGGUAGAGACUUGCUCGGCAAACGUACGAUGGACUUCAAGGUGAGCUAUCUGGACGCCGGACUGACCAACAGCUACUUCUCUGACAGCGAUACUCUGACGGGGUCGGUCAUGACGCCGACGUUACCGGCGCAACCGGCGCCCCAGAGGGUGAACAGGCGAUACAAGACGCAGCUGCGGGACUUUCUGUCGUCGUGCCGCAACAAGCGCAAGCUCUCCGCGCAGUCGUCAGCCUCGCCACCGGCUCCGCCAGUCCCGCCCGUGGACUAUCUCACGGCGGACACCAGCGCGGCGGCCGCGGUCGCUGCGGCGUACAGCAAUUUGAACACCAUGUACCCGACGCCGUACGCGCCCACAGCGGUGGCGGCGAGCACCGAUCCUUCCCUGACGACUUACAUCGGUCACACGGGCAACUACCAUCAGACCCUCUAUCCGGCGACUGCGUUAGAUAACAGGUACCUCACGGCUGCGACGGAGAAUCUAUUUCAAUACAGGCCGCUGGGCUCGUAUUACUCGGAAUACCACACCGGCACCGCGUACAACGGCUUCAUCGACGUGUCGUUGCCCACGUACGAGACCCAUCAGCUGGCCAGCAAGACGGACGAGAAGCUCUACUGCCAACAACUCGGUAGCGGCGAGUCGCCGAAAUACGGCUACGUGGAGACGAGGCAUCCCGGGAGCGUGAGCGGCUCGCCGUACGCCGCCAGUCCCGUGGCGAGCGCGUCCACGAUGCAUCCAGCGACGACCGAUAUGAACGUGGUGCGCGCCGGGAGUAGGCACUCGCUGGAGGGCGGCGCGUCGUCCAGCAACUCCGCCGGCAGCUCACCGGUGACCGGCACGGCCAACGGCAUGCUGACGCCGAAGAUCGAGGACGUGAAGCCCGAGGUGUACGGCAACGAGGCGCCGCGGCAGACCGUGCUGAUGUGGGGCGCGCCGCCGUCGCGCACACCACCCAGGAACAACGGCAGCUACAGCCCCCCGACGCCGCAUUCGACCCACUCGUCCACGCACUCGACCAACACCACCGGCGAUCCGCUUAAGUCGCUCGCGGAGAUGAACUCCAUGAACGGAGACUGCAAGUGGCGACAAACCUCGCCGACGGAUCAGCAAGUGACCGCGCCGAGUCCGCCGAGGAACAAUAAAACGCAACAAUCCCAGCAGCAGCAACAGCAGCAGCAGCAGCAGCAACAUCAUCAUCAGCAACAGCAGCAUCAACAAUAUCCUGUCACGACGUCGCAAUAUCAAGCAGCCGCAGCUGCUGCCGCGGCCGCUGCCGCCGCAGCCAGCACCAUCGGUUACUCUACGCACUCUCAUCCAGGCCAUGGCGGACACGGGGAAACGGGCUCCGAGCACGCCACCGUCAGCUGCGGGAACGGGGACGGGGGUGGCGGCAGGCAUGGGCAUGGGCACCGGGGUGGACACCAGCACCAGCAACAACAACAGCAACGUCUUGUACCACCCUCCGCACCACCACCAUCACGUAGUGGGAUCGUCAGCGGCAGCGGCGGCGGCGGCGGGAAUGGGCCCAACUGUCCCACAGAUUCCAAACCGGACGCCGGGAGUCCUUUGCUGUCCAUCUCUGAGGUGACUAACACCCUGCUCAACCAAUAGUCCCCUGGUCACUUCGGCGUCGCUUUAUAUCAGUGAUGAAGGUAUCUCCGAGGAGAUGUCUUCGUCGAAGCGGAUCCCAAAACGUGUCACUGUACCAUACAGAUAAUGUCGAUUAAAAAAGAGAACUAAGAAAUAUACGUAUAGUACUGUAACAUACUCAUUGCAAAGCUAAUAACCAACCUAGUAUUACAUAACUUUUAUUGCAUUAAUUUAUCCGUACCGAUACGUUAAGUGGAUGUUCUUCAGGAUUCACAGUUUGAGUCUGCAUGUGACACUGAUCGCAAGCUUUGUGUGCAUGAGGGGCAGCGAUCACGAGGCGUUUUGCGAUUUCACUUAUUCACCGCUACAGAACGCGGCGGUUGCAUGACGAGUAGCAAUGGCACUCUAUUGAAGAACGGAUGGAAAUGGAGAAAUACAACAAAUCUCGAAACUAUAUUAUUCUUUCUAUUUUCAAAGAAUGAUUAUCGAAGAUAGAUGUCCACAGCUAUUUGUUUUAAUUCCACUAAUCUUUCUUAAAAUGUAAGAAUAUAAAAAUUUAUUAAAAUAUAAGAAACAACUUUAAUUGUAUCAUAUAAAAUAAAAUUCAGGAAUAAAAAAAUAUAAAAAAGAGCGAAACUGCACGUUAUGAAAAGACAAGAAUUGAGAACGAACUGUGUAAUAUAUCGAUAUUAUCGUUUCAUGAUUUAAUUUUUUCUUCAAUUAGUAAGAAAAUGUAUUGUUUUUAUUAUUAUAAAUAUGCAUUCUAAUAUUCUUUCUUGUUCUGUGGUGGACUAAAAAACGUAGCGCAAAAUAGGUGAUCGCUGCCCAAAGGCACUGAGCAAAGUUGGGAUAAUGAACGACAUUCCUUUGAACCAAAAAGCGUUAAACGCUAUUCAUGCCUGACAAGUGCGAGCACAAAAUUUGUCAUUUCGAUCUUCGACAAGCGCAACAAAUACGAAUUUAGUUUGUAUUAAUACCACGACGACAUAUUUGUAUAAUAUCCCUAACGCUUUUUGUAUUCCGUGCUCUAUUGCGUUUGUAUAAUUCUUUUUCUUUUCUAAAAGAGAAUAUGGAUUCUGUGAUAUGUGUUAGGUAAUUUAAACAAUGUUCUUCAGAACGAAGGCGUACUCGAGUGUAAUAUUUAUUAACGUAAAAAUGGGGAAAACUCGUCCAGAAAUAUGAAAGAUUCGAGCGAUCAUAUAUCGUGAUACGAAUUACAGUAACACAAGACGGAUGAUUCUUUUCUAAAUGAAAAUCGGAAGCGUUCCGAUCUACGAGAGAUCGAUUCUUGUCUAAAGACACGCAUCUUAAGGAUGCAUACAGAGUAAGAAGCGAUGGUUUUGUGCAGGUUGUUAUUACGAUAGGCGAGCAGAUAGUCCUGUUUAAAUAAAAGAAAGAACACUAUGUAUAUGCAUUCCACACACAAUACAUACAUAUACAUAUAUAAGCGAUCUCUCUCUCUUUCUCUCUCAGUUUACAUGCAUUAAAAUGAAAUUCCUACUGUCGGGAUAAGGCGUAAUUGUAAAGUAAGUUUCAGUAAGUUCUCUCUCUCUUCCUUUAACGAUAAAUCUAUACUCUCUACUUUUUACACUACAGUUUUUUUUUUUAAAUAAAAAUCGAGACCUUCAGUGUCACCGUAUGUUUCAAAUAAAUUCAACACUCCUGCGCGACUCUUGGCUUCCUGCAUAUUUAUUUUGAAUAAUUCGCAAUAAUUAAUAGAUUAUUGAUACAAGUUGGAAAAAAGUAAAAGUUCCCGUUUGCAGUUAGUCAAUUAGUCUCGCUUAGAAUGAUAAAAGUAAAAACUUGUCUGUAGUAAUUUUGUGCAAUACGAAAAAAAUCAUGAAAAAUUAUCUCCAAGAUUGUAAAAGUAUUUUAUAUAUUAUUUAUUAUUAAGAGAGUAUUACAUAAUUAGGUUUUGUUCAGUGUAUUACUUUGCAUUAAAAAUAUAAAUUAGUCGUUUAUAUAAUUUUCUGGAUAUAAUUUUACACUUUGAUUAAUAGACUACUGUAACGGGAAUAUAUAAGCUUUGUGCUCCUUAAGUUAUUCGAAUUCUCUUUCGAGUAGUUGAAAAUCUCGUUAGAAAGGAUAUGGGGACGAAAAGUGAUUCGUAGCCCGUUAAUUCGGCUAAACUCGUCUUGCCAAUAUUUUGUUAAUAAGUUUGUAAUUUUUGUACUUAAUUAAUUUAUACACAUUAUUUAUGUAUACGUGUAAUUCGUGUUUAGCGACGCUAGGUGGGCCUUCCAAUAAUUUUAAGCGCAUUCUUUCUCUCUCUCUCUCUCUCUCUCUCUCUCUCCCUCCCUCUUUCUCCCUUUCUCACUUGCAAAGUCAAGGAAAUCUCCCGUUAAAGAAUGAACUCUCAAAGAAGAUCCGCGCGAAUAAAAAUAUAAUAUAUGAGCACCAAAAAGAAAGCUAUUUUAAGAUAACAUUAAAAGAGCUAUUGUUUCCACGCGCUUCUAAAGGAACAUAACUUUGCAUAUCCGCAACCGCAUAUCAAAGUGGUAAAAAAAAGUAAAAGUUAAAGAGAGCGGUAUAUAUUUAGAUAUUCUCUUCCAUACCUUUCGAAUCAUCGUAUUAUUUAUUAACUAUAAUAUGUAAGAGACGUAUCAGGCGCGUUGUACAAAAAAAUAACGCUCCCAUUUAAGGAUAAUAGACGAAUUCCGUUUCCCACGCGUUUCACUCUUAACGCGUCGUACAUUUUAUAUGUUCAUACACACGAGAUAUAGCGUCUAACAUUCUUAGCAUAAUCGAAGGGGCAUCGGAUGCAAAGAUUAGACAAGUACGUUAUUCAUUGAAUAAUUAUGAAUUUCUCUUCGUAAUGCACGCGUACAUAAUGACUGACGAUUGAAACGUGAAAAGAAACAUGGAAAAAUGCAAGAGCUAUGUACAUUAUUUGUUUUCAUAACUGAGGGAAAACGAAAUCCCGAAAUGUCUCUCGAAUACUUUGUUGCAUUCCUGCAGCAUCCAAGCUAAACUUGUCUGACAUGCGUUAUUUGACGCAUCCUGAUCUUCGAUUAUCUAAAUUCACUACAUCUUGAUUGACUUUGUAACGCGCAGCUCAAGAUGACAUCGAAACUUGUUGCUAUCAUAUAUCCUCAUUGUCUUAUAAAUAUAAAGAUACAUUGUGUGUAAAACGUUUAUAGAGCGAUAGUUUCAAAAAGUAUAUUUUUAAAAUUUGCUCAUACC